ACAUACACACACACACGGUGAAGAAGUGCGUACGUGCGUGCCUGUUGAAUUUGGGCUGCGGUUUCUAUUUUGUGAAGCUCAGACGUUCUUUUUGUACCAUAUUCUCAUCACUAUCCUUAUCAUUAUUACUGACAUGAUGUCAGACUUUUAUGGAAGUAGCCUUUUCUCAAACUGAUCAUUACAGAAGUGCACAAGGAGAUACGUUUCAAGUUACAUUUUCGACUGGAAUUCUGCUUGGAUUAAGGCAGCGAUAUACGUUAUAGCUGAAACUUUCGUGUGGAUUAACGUUAUAGGAAGGUUCGAGGAAAGGAUUAUCUUCAACACAGAUAAGUGAUUAUACCUACAAAAGAACUGACCAGCAGAGCGGAAAAUCCCCAUUGGCUUGUAUUCUACAUGCUUAUAAAUGUUUGGGAAGUAUUUAACAGAAUGUGUUAAUUCAACUUAUUGGGUUACCUUGUUUUAAUAAAACUCACGGGGUUAUAUUGUGAAUGCUUAUCUUGUACGAAACAUUGACAAAGAGUUUACUUUUAAAAUACCAUUGGAUUACGUUGUGGUUGAUUAUCUGGAACAAAACAUUGCCAUAGAGUUCUGAAAAAAAAUUAAACACUAUUUGAUUGCACUGUGGUUAAUUAUAUUGCACGAAACAACAAACAAAGGGUUUCAGUCACCCACCGGGUUAUUUGUACAGUGUCCUGGAUUCUGUUGUGAUAUACAAUUGGGAGAGGUUUUAAAGGAACGUUUCUUUGGAUUACAUUCAGUUGGAUUAUCGUUCUGUUCAAUUUUGCUGAGGAGCAUUGUUACGUUGACACAUCAUGGUGCUUCCUAGCGUGAUGGAGAACGGAGGGAAAAGUCCAGCAUUAAAGGAGGACGGCGACGGCAAGGCGAACCCGCUGGCCUCCUCCUCCACCACCACCACCACCACCACCACCAAAGGCAACAACAACAACAACAACAACAACAGAAACAGCAGCACGUCGUCUUCCUCCGAGAGCAACAUCGUCCCGCCACCGCCCACCCCGGGUACCGCCCCUGCGCUGGGAGGCUGCGCACACAGGGGGUGGAGCCGGAAGCGACUACGUACCCGCGACGCGCUGCUCAUAGCGGUGGUCGUGGUUUUGUUCGUGGGCGUGGCGGUGGGCGUGAGCCUCGCUGUUGUUCUUGUAGAUAGUUCUUCCUCGGUGCCAACAUGUCCGUGGUUCAUUUCUCCCUGAACUUUGCACGUGACCAGCUACACACGGCCUUGUCGCUCCAGGCCGAUGACGUCAGCGCUCCAGACGAUGACGUCAGCGCGGGCCGGGCCGUGCAGGCACUCCUCAGGAACCAGGUUGUGAAAAGACAGGCCGAGAUGACUCUCUCCAUUCGGCCGGAGUCUAUUGUGAUCUUAGAAAACAUUCCAGUGACGCCAUCAACACCGGUUACGACAACCGAGUCUUCCACGACGAUAUCUUCAUCUCCGCCAUCGUCUUCAUCGUCGCCAACAUCGACCACAACAGAAGCUGACACAACAACAACGACUGCAGCAACAUCACCAUCAUCAACAACAACAGCAACAACAUCACCAUCACCAACAACAGCAACAACAACAUCACCAUCAUCAACAACAGCAAAAACAACAACAGCAGCGACGAAUCCGUCGACGUCCACCACUGCAACAACAACAACUGCAACAACAGCAACAACUUUGUCCCCAACCUCGACGUCAGUUUCAACAACAGAGACAACGGACGCUCCGACGAACCCCAGCACCACGUCCACUCUUCCUACCCCGCCUCCAGCCCGCUGUGAGGUUAUGACCUUUGAACCAUGCGGUUCCGUAGUGGGGAAUUCCCAUUUCUACCUUCCAAAUCUGCUGGGUCACACAAGUCCUGACGAUGCACAGAAGGAGUUCGAGAACUUACUUGGUCCCAGCGGGGCAACUCGUUGCUCUGACCACGUCUUCCGGUUCGCCUGCUCCCUGCUUUUCCCGCCCUGUGAUGAUGUAGACACGUCCAGCAGUAACAGCCCUCUCCCUGUUCCUAGGCACCCGUGCCGAUCUUUCUGUGAUGAUGUGAAAAACGACUGUGGAAGUUUCCCAAACUUCCCACAAAACUGCGACGAAUUCCCAACAACGGACUGCACAGGACCACUAAUUCUAACAACACCAAGAGCAGAAACGACAACAGCAAUAACAACGACAGAGGCCACCACAACAACGUCUGUUGCAACAAAGUCGACUUCUACUACAGAAUUUCCAGAUUACCCAGAUCUUUACUGUGUCAAUUUCGAGCUCCCUGUUUGCAAACAGUUGGGCUUUGACGUCACAUCUCUUCCCAGUGUGUAUGAGGGCUGUGAGGAUGACAUACCCUGUCUUAUCAGUCUCUUUGAGUUUUUUGCCAACGACAGCAUCCACAGCGGGUGCAUGCAGGACAUGACCUUCUUCUGUCUGUAUACAUUCCCCGGGUGCAAUGUGGACUACUACAACGAACCCAUCUGGCCUUGUCGAGAAGCCUGUGAAGACGCUGUACAGAAGUGCGGACGGUACAUGCCCUACCCCCCAGACUGCUUGUACCUCCCGGCACAAGACGACCCGUACUACCCGUGUAUUCCAGCCCAGCCUGAGCCUUCCACCACCACCCCCACACCCACACCCAUACCAGAGAUCAGUGCCCAGUGCCCUAACGCUACCUUCCCCAUGGACUGCACCGUGUUUGACAACAACGACACCUGCGUCCAUCCCAUGACAUCGACCACCCCAGCAGCCGUCACCACCACUGCAGCGCCACCGACCACCACAGAGGCAAAAAUCGAGUGUCAGCCUCUGGAUUUCUCCAUCUGCAAACAUUUCGGCUACUCUCAAACUUCAUUCCCGAACUUCUGGGGUGACAUGACCUCACAGGCAGCAAACAAAACAUAUUACUCCUAUGCAGAGGUGUCUGUGUCUGCGGGAUGCUCCCCAAACAUCGUGUUCUACGUGUGCAGUAUGUUGUUUCCCUACUGUGAGGGCCCCGAUGCCAAGCACAAGCUGCCCUGCAAGUCUGUUUGUGAAGAGGUCAACCAGAACUGCCCACUGUUGUUUGUCCAGAACUGCACCAACUUGUCUGAUCCCAACCCAGACACAUGCCUCGCUCCUCCAGAGAGAUACGACUGGUGCGAGAUAGAUGAGUUUACCUGUGUCAGCACAAAGGAAUGUAUUCCUCUGGGCAAGGUGUGCGACGGAACCCCACAGUGCUCGGACCACACAGAUGAGAGGGACUGCAUUUUCAAAAAUAAUCCUGGAAGUCCUUUCUUUCUGAACGUGUGGAAGCCCAAGUACGAUGAAUACUCUGGAAGUUUAUAUGAUAGUGUCCCGGUCUGCGCCCGUGGCUUCAACAACAUCGUCGGGCAAACCAGCUGCAUGAAGAUGGGAGAAGACUCGCUGGAACGGUGGGAGGAGGUGGAGACUUUUUUUUACUAUCUGUUCUUUGAGCUGGACCCGAACGGGACGCAGAUGAGUGCUAUAGGGAGAGGGAACCUGGUCCAGAACUGCCAGGGACCAUUGGCAGCUGUGACAUGCAGGCUGCGAGAAUGUGGCCACCCAGCUGAGAAUCUUCCCAAUUCUAUCAUCAAUGGCCUUGAUGCUCUGCCUGGCGCUUGGCCCUGGAUGGUGUCCUUCCAACAGUAUGGCGUUCACAAGUGUGGAGGAGCUAUCAUCAGCCCGUACUUCGUCUUGACCGCUGGUCACUGUGUGGAUUCCUACAUGAGCUUCGACUCUCUAAUGGUCAUCGCGGGCACCACCCACCUUUCCAGACUGGGCCAGACAGGAAGACGUCACUACAUCCGCCGCGUCAUCCUCCACCCGGGCUUCGUGUUCGGCAAAGCCAACGACAUCGCGCUGCUGGAGCUGAAGACUCCGCUGGAGUACAGUGACUACAUCAAGCCUUUGUGCUUCCCGGAGGAGGAUGACGUCUUCACCAUGGCCAAUGAGUGUCACAUCGCAGGCUGGGGGCAUCUCCAAGGAAAUGGAGGUGCCCCAUCCAGGAACCUGCAGCAGACCAAGCUGAGCCUGUGGGACACCAACAAAUGCAACAGCAGCUUCAUGUGGGAUGGGCUUAUCAAGGAGGACGAGAUCUGUGCUGGUUACUACAACGGCCUCAUUGCGCCCUGCUAUGGGGACAGCGGUAGCGCUGUUGCGUGCAAAGAUGAGUUCGGCACCUGGAAGUCUGUUGGAGUGGCCAGUUAUGUGUUCCAGACAUGCAAUGUGGCAUCCAAGCCAAGUGUUUUUGCUGCUACACUCCCAUAUCUGGACUGGAUCAAGAAUCAAACAGUGUGCCAGUUCACGUGCGACAACGGUGUGUGUCUGUUUGACAAGAGCAUGUUGUGCAAUGCUAUCGACGACUGUGGAGAUAAGAGCGAUGAAAUCAACCUUUGUGACAUUUCGGCCAACUGCAGCUUCACAGACUACUUCCUGUGCGGUUACCAGACCAAGCUGAAAUGGAAGCUGGUCACCCACGGCAACAGUAAGGACGCUGCCAACAGAUUCCCUCUCUUUGACCACACAAAAGGGGGCGCUCCAGGAAAAUUUUUGAUGGGUCCGACCCGAGGAGUGGAUAUCUACACACCACGCAUCGACCUUACCAAGCCGCACUGUAUGCGCUUCCACUACCACAUGCGAGGGGAGGUACAGCAGGGCAUGCGUGUCUCCGCCCACAAGAUACAGCUGCUGGUCUGGGUCGGCAAGUGGAUUGUGGAGGAGACUAUCGGUCCGGACCGCUGGCUCAUGGGCACAUUUGACCUUGAACCGGGUCACUGGGACAUUGUGUUUCGCCCUCAUGACGAUCAACGAUUCUCUCUGGAUGAUAUGUACCUACUUGAAGGAACCUGUGAUGAGAUGAAGUGUUUGCCUGGGGAAUUCAUGUGCAACACGUUUGGGUCAAGGAACUGUCUUCCUGUGGCUGUGCGAUGUAACAUGGUGCUGGACUGUGAUGAUGGGCAAGAUGAAGAAAACUGCAGUGCUUCUUUGUACACAUGUGACUUCGAGAACGGCAACUUGUGUGGCCUUCAACAAUCCACAACGGACAGUGUGGCUGGAGAAUGGGUCAUGGCCGACUCGUCCGAUACUCCUAGGAAUCUCGUGGAUCACACUUUUGCCAACGACAGUGGAACAAUGUUGAAGAUCCCAACUGCAUACAUGCUUCGGGAGGACAAAGUUCACAUGUUUCAGGACGUCCUACUGGAAGACACUCCGUACUGCCUCAAACUUUUCUACGCCUCCACGUCUCCAGCUACUUUACAGGUCAAGAUGGAAUGGGACAACAAGGCCAGACAAGUGUUGCGGUUCACUGACCGCCUGACCCCAACCUGGAUCCCCGUCCAAGCAACCCUACCCACCUUAGGUCAAAGUACAAAGGUCAGACUGAGUUACUACGUCAUCGGAGGAGAGCUUGGUUUUGAAAUUGACGAGCAGGCAAUUCUCAUCGACGACAUAACAAUCUCACGUGGAGCAUGCUCAGAAUUUACCUGUCCCCCUAACACUUUGAAGUGCGGUGGAGAGGCUUACUGCUUACCCAUGGCCAAAGUCUGCGACAGAGUUGUACAUUGUCUAGAGAGAACAGAUGAGAUCAACUGUGCGUGUGAAGCGGAUGAGUACAAGUGUCCGACAGGAUCGUGUAUACCUCGGGAGAAAACGUGUGACCUCAUACGGGACUGCCCAGAUGGUAGCGACGAGGGAAGUGUUUGUGACCCGCAGCGCUCUAUCAGCUGCGACUUUGAGAACAAGUUCCUGUGUGGCUACACGGUCAACACCACCAGCAAUGGCUUCCACUGGGCACGACACAGUGGCCCAACACCAAGGAGUGGAACCGGGCCCAACGAGGAUCACACGUUUGAGGGGAUAGCUGGCCUCACCGGUCACUACAUUUUUGCGGAUGGACUGAAAGAAGGAGAUUACACAUCCCUGGAAUCUUUCCCGUUCCUCUCUGACGGCAAGGGUCUCGCAUUUUUCUACCACGCGAGGCACUUCCUACGAAAAUUUUGGAUGACAGGCAGACUCUCGCUGAUUGUGACGCAGUGGAGCACUGGCGAGCAGACGGAAGUGUGGGCUGAAGUACCAAGUGAUGAGGACACCUGGCGAUCCCACUGCGUGACUCUCCCCCCUGGCAACAUCAGCAUUUCGUUUGUCGUGCAGCGUGGUUCAGGGUACCGGGCAGACAUUGCCCUCGAUGACAUUUUGAAGUUGACAGAGAGUUGUGAUCAGUUCCUCCUUGGUGGCCGUAUUAUAGGGCCUGUUUUUGGGGCAAGCACCUCCACUGAAGCAUCUUCUGGCUCCGGAGUGUGCAAAGCUGACGAAAGCCCAUGCAACAAUAACAUGUGUCUGAAAAAGACAAUGUUCUGCGACAAAGUUUCUGACUGCCCCGAUGGCUUUGACGAAGUAGGUUGUGAUGAAAACUGAGGCAGAUCCUGUGAACCAAACACCCUUCCUCUCCACGCCAUGAUGCUGAAGGUAGAAGGACUCAAACAAAAGUGUAGGCUGAAAUUGAUGAUUUUUAACCUAAAAAUUAUUUUUGACUGAAAAAAAUCAAUGUAACAGGAUAACAUCAUAUUUUUGCUUAGUUCGUGUUCAUGAUAUUUCUUUAUUCAGUGUUCUUUUUUCUGAAUUUUCAAGUGCUAAAUUAUUGGUUGGAAUUAUGUGAGUUGUAUUCCUAUGUGUAGAGAGAUUGGCAAAGGAAAGAUAUGACUUAAGUGUGGCUGUCCCUUGUGUGUAUCAAUGGCUUAGGGCACACAUUGGCUGACUCUGACGUCGCCAAUCAAAUAAGAGAAAGCAUGUUUAUUUUAGUUAAAGCAAUCAGUAAAAUAGAUGGGUUGGUUACCAGAGUCAUUUAAGGAAAAAUGUUUUUUUAUUUAUAUUAAAAAUUAUAUUAUUACAGUGUAACGCGCAAAAGGGAAAAAAGGAGGCUAUAUUCUUCUUCAAAUUUGGUUAAGAGAUCGAUUUACAUUUCCUUUUAAUUGUUGAGUUCAAGUUUUCGCUUAUAGGGAUUUGGCUCAGUGACAGCCACAAUUUGUCAGAAAGAUAUGGAGAGUGGUAGAAGUAACACACUGAAAAAAAGAAAAGUACAUUUAGUUAUGAUGAAGCAAAACCUGUAGAUUUUUUAGUUUUUAUAGCUUAGAAAAAGAGCGGUAUAAAAUUAUUUUAGUGCCAAAGAAUUAGGUGCUUUUUUUUUUGCUGUAUGACAAAGCCAUAACCUUCAGAGUACCCUUCUUUUUUUCUUUUUUUUUUCUUUUUUUGUUACUGUUGUUAAUUUGUUUGCUAUCUGGGUACGCGUUCAGAUAUAUUUAUACUUGUGAUGAUAAUGAUGAAGAUGUUGAUAAUUUUUGUUAUACAUAAAUUUUGCUUUAUGAUUUUUUUUAUGACUCCUUUUAUGGCACUGUUCAAUAACGUUGUUUCUGAACAUUAUGAUUAUAACUAUUUUAUAUCACCGCUGUCACAAGAAGAAUGCAUAACUCUGUUUGACCUUGUUGUGCAGGGUAAAUUAAACAGAAAAAUAGAGCUACUCAUUUUUCUUGAGACAGUGAUGAAACAUAUCUAUAUAUAUAUAUAUAUCGACUGCUGAGCACAAAAAGUGACUUUAUCCACUUUUCACUGUUUUGAGAAAAAGAAGUUGAAGUUUUGGCGAUUUUGAAAUCUCUGUAACAUAGUCAAAAAAGAAACAUUAAUAUCUCGAUACCAAAUUAAGCUACCGCUUAGAUAUAAUUACAAGGGUAAAAUAGUGGCUUAAAAUCUCACUACCCAUAUAGGCCUAUCAUUUCUCUCCAUUUCGACCGAAAGUGGAUAGAGUCACUUCUUGCGCUCAGCCAUCGAUAUACGGUUAUAUUGUUGCUGUACAUAUUGGCAUGUCUGCUCUGAGUGCGUAAACAAAAUACAGACGUCUGUCAUCCCACCGAUGUGGCGGGGUGAAAGUGAAAGCAAAGUUUGUACACAUUGUAUAUCUGCAACUCAUUUUUUCCACACAAGGAAAACACUUCCUGUUCUGAAAAUGGCUGCAAUGAAAAAUGUAUUAAACAUUUGAUGUGUAUAAUUACAGGUUAUGUGAGUUUUAUUCCUGAAAUGAACCUGGUGUUGAUUCAGAAGACAGGGUCUUGACAGGGUUGGAAGUUUCUCAGUGACACUAUGUCCCUGGUCUUAGCUGUGUUUCUAUCGGAUGUUUAGCAGUAGUCGUAGAGUCAGAGAGCACAGAGCUUUGGAAAGUUUAUGGUUUACUCAAAUAAGCUAAAUAUUAAAUACUAACCAUAUUAAUAUAUGAUUUUAUCAAGUAGAAUUUUAACACUAUAGAGAUAUUCUCAUCUUUUUAACGAAAAAAGAAGGUGUUUUCCUGCAUGAUUCACCUUCUACAACUUACAGCUUUGUUAAAAUUUAUAGACACCAUGUUGUUGACUAGCUGGUCGGAUAUUGUAAUCUACGAAUGGUCGGAUACUGUAAUUUACUAAGCCCAGAAUUUCGAAUCUCUAUUUUUUAUUUCUGUUUCUUAAUCUGUGGUAUUGGUCGCACGAUGCUUGAGAUAUUUUGUUGAAAUACGCAAUUCUAAAUAGUAAAUGUUGAAAAAAAAGAAGAAAAAAUACAUUAUAACGGUGCAACUUUUAUGGUAAAGGUGCAAUUUUUAAAGACUGAAACAGUUAUUCCCUCUCCA
Messenger RNA from Aplysia californica (California sea hare), 8639 nucleotides. RefSeq lists its product as uncharacterized. Gene Ontology annotation, cellular component: membrane. Gene Ontology annotation, biological process: proteolysis. The record is from RefSeq and is a predicted model, not a curated record. Gene Ontology annotation, molecular function: serine-type endopeptidase activity; protein binding. Lineage: Eukaryota; Metazoa; Mollusca; Gastropoda; Aplysiida; Aplysiidae.